AUGACCAGAACCUCAGUCUUAGCAGAUGCGUUGAACGCCAUCAACAACGCCGAAAAGACCGGUAAGAGACAAGUUCUCAUCAGACCAUCUUCAAAAGUCAUCAUCAGGUUCUUGACAGUCAUGCAGAAACACGGCUACAUUGGCGAAUUCGAAUACAUCGACGACCACAGAUCAGGAAAGAUUGUUGUGCAAUUAAACGGCAGAUUGAACAAGUGUGGUGUCAUCUCCCCAAGAUUCAAUGUCAAGAUUGGUGACAUUGAAAGAUGGACUGACAACUUGUUGCCAGCUAGACAGUUUGGUUACGUGAUCUUGACUACUUCUGCCGGUAUCAUGGACCACGAAGAAGCUAGAAGAAAGCACGUUUCUGGUAAGAUCUUGGGUUUCGUCUACUAG
Molecule: messenger RNA, 393 nt
Organism: Lodderomyces beijingensis
Lineage: Eukaryota; Fungi; Ascomycota; Pichiomycetes; Serinales; Debaryomycetaceae
Source: the annotation of a GenBank genome assembly